AUGGCGAACAAUAAUGUCGUUUCUCUGCUGGUUUGCUUCGUCGCCUUGAGCCUCGCCACCUCGGCGGCGGACCGCGAGCUGGUAAACGCUGUGUACGUGUUCGGCGACUCGCUGGUGGACGUCGGAAACAACAACUACCUGCCGGCGCCGGCGCCCAAGGCGACCCCGCCGUACGGUAUGGACCUCCCCGGCAGGCUCACCGGCCGCUUCACCAAUGGCUACAACCUCGCCGACGUCAUCUCACAACGCCUGGGGUUCGAGACGAGUCCCAAGCCCUUCCUCUCCAUGGGGCGGUCCGAAAGAACACUACUGGGACGCUGCAAGAUCGGCGCCAACUUCGCUUCUGGCGGAUCCGGCAUCCUCGACACCACGGGAAAUGGCACACUGACGAUGCGGACCCAAAUCAAGUAUUUCAAGAGAGUGGCGGACAAACUGUUUUGCUACCCAAGUAAGUGGGAUCGCCUGGCGCGGUCCUUCUUCCUCCUGAGCGGCGGCGGCAAUGACUUCUGGGCCUUCAACGCGUCCAUCGACACCCCCAAUGCCUACAUCGCCAGAAUGGUCUCCACCUACAUCGAGAAAUCCAGGUAUAUAUAUAUGUUGUAUGACGCGGGAUUGCGCAUGGUGGGUAUUCUGGACGUGCCGCUGAUCGGGUGCACUCCCGGGUCUAGGGCCGGCACGCCCACCAGCGAAUGCAACUCUGCCGCCAACUCCCUAGCACAGGGGUUCAACAGCCUUCUGAGGACUGAGCUCACUAGCGCCGCCACGGCCAACAUGACGGAGCUCAAGUACUCCAUCGCGAGCAACUACAAUAUCAUCAGCGACAUGAUAGCCAACUCCCUCGUUGCCGGGCUGAGAGAGGUGCAGACGGCAUGCUGCGGCGCCGGGAGGUUCAAGGCAGAGGUGAUGUGCAGCGGGCCGAACACGACGGCGUGCCCCACCGGGGAGCACGGCGAGUACAUGUUCUGGGACAUGCUGCACCCCACGCAGGCCACCUGCGAGCGUGGCGCUGUGGCCAUCUUCUACGGCGACGUUCCAAAGUACGCCGAGCCCGUGAACUUCGCCACGCUGGUGGGCGAGGAAGGCUGCAGCCUGCAGAUGGCCGACGACGAGUAA
Molecule: messenger RNA, 1113 nt
Organism: Triticum aestivum (bread wheat)
Lineage: Eukaryota; Viridiplantae; Streptophyta; Magnoliopsida; Poales; Poaceae
Product: GDSL esterase/lipase APG-like
Exons: 5
Coding region: 1-1113 (370 amino acids)
Molecular function (GO): hydrolase activity, acting on ester bonds
Source: RefSeq, a predicted model, not a curated record